ACUGUGUCAGUUAGAAGUCAUUUUAGUUCCAAACAAUGUUUUCUGCCAGAUGAAGUGUCAGCAAUAUCUGCCAACCCGGAUGAGAGGGUUGUGGAUUUGCAGGGAGAAGCUCCUAAGGUUCUGAAAGCUCUAGAAGCUGUGGUAGGACACCUGAGGAAGUUUUUGGUAGACCGUAGCGUUCUUCCUCUGUUUGAAAAGACUAACAAUGUAGCAGCUACACAAGAACACCAAGUGGAGACAUGGGCUGACAAACCCAUGAUGCGUUCUGGCUCACAGCAUGGAAUAGGAGGUGAUUAUUCUCUUCCAGUGAGGAGGGAAACUCUAUUUCUUGACCGUGAACCCCAACGAGAAUCACAAUUUUCAUCCCAUGGACUUUCAUUGUAUGGUCGUGAUCCUGGGCUACCCACAACUCGUUCUCCUGCACUUGGUCGUACGGGUGGUCCUAUAGUAACUCAGAUAGCUCAAACGAUGCAAAUACCACUAGUUUAUGCUGAGGAUAUCAUUGGAGUUGGAGGGACAAAUAUUGCUUAUAUUCGUAGGACUAGUGGUGCAAUUCUUACUGUACAAGAGAGCAGAGGGCUACCAGACGAAAUUACAGUUGAAAUAAAAGGGACAUCAUCACAAGUUCAGACAGCUCAACAACUUAUUCAGGAAUGUGUAAAUGGGCACAAAGAAUCAAUUCCAAGCAGCUAUGGGAAGAUGGAUUCAGGUUUGAGGUCUUCGUACUCGCAAAUGGGGGGAAAUUCAUCUUACCAAUCAUCAUCAGCUUAUGGCGGGCAAUCGUAUGGCGGGGGCUAUGGAGGCUCUGGUUUAGGAGGAUACAGUAGUUACAGGAUGUGAAAUGUACCACAACAUAUUUGAAGCUUUGUUUUUCUAUAAACCUAUUUCAAAUGUAUCCUUUAUAAAGCUUUGAUGAGUUGUUCAUGCUUUUUGUUUCAUUGACAUUGACAUAGGUAGUAGUAGCAGUAAAGGCAAGAAAGAGAGAAAGAAAGAGAGAAAGCUUUAUGAAAUCUAUCCUUCUUCCUUCAAGAGUUGUUAGGUUGUUCUUCUAUUAUGCUUCGUAUGUUAAGUUAAAUUGAUGUUUUUAU
Messenger RNA from Cynara cardunculus var. scolymus (artichoke), 1088 nucleotides. RefSeq names its product RNA-binding KH domain-containing protein PEPPER-like. Gene Ontology annotation, cellular component: nucleus; cytoplasm. The record is from RefSeq and is a predicted model, not a curated record. Lineage: Eukaryota; Viridiplantae; Streptophyta; Magnoliopsida; Asterales; Asteraceae. Gene Ontology annotation, biological process: regulation of gene expression. The annotation marks the transcript as partial. The transcript is spliced from 4 exons. Gene Ontology annotation, molecular function: mRNA binding.